Hordeum vulgare subsp. vulgare (domesticated barley) is the source of this 1411-nucleotide messenger RNA. RefSeq names its product probable inactive methyltransferase Os04g0175900. Bases 66 to 1172 code for a protein of 368 amino acids. The transcript has 4 exons. The record is from RefSeq and is a predicted model, not a curated record. Lineage: Eukaryota; Viridiplantae; Streptophyta; Magnoliopsida; Poales; Poaceae. Gene Ontology annotation, biological process: methylation. Gene Ontology annotation, molecular function: S-adenosylmethionine-dependent methyltransferase activity; protein dimerization activity; O-methyltransferase activity.
ACAGCUUCUAUCCAUUCAAACUACAUAACCACAGAAAGCAAAGUCAAACACAGGGUGGUUUAGUUAUGGAAAACAGAGAAAACAUCGUGGCUUGUAGGAACCCAACUGCUGGUGACGACGAGGAAGCGACGUGGUCUCAUGCAUGGGGCCUCAUCUCGGGCUUCGCCGUCUCCCUGACCCUGAAAACGGCAGUGGAGCUCGGCCUCAUUGACGCACUCACCAACGCCGCCGGCCGCGCGAUGACGGUGGACGACCUUGCCGCGCAACUCCCGGCACCGAACAAGGCCCAGGCAGCAGCCUCGGUGGACCGGCUUCUCCGGCUCCUCGCCGCCUUCGACGUCGUGCGUUGCUCGACGGAGACGGGUCCUGACGGUGAGGCGGUCCGGAAGUACACUCCCGCGCCGGUGUGCCGGUGGCUCACCAGCAACCACAGCGAUGGGUCGCUGGCCCCCUUGGCCUUAUUCGCCGUCGACCAGGACUACUUGCCGACCUGGAAUCAACUGGGUGCGGCAGUGGUGGGCGGCGUUCCACCGCCGUUCGAGAGGGCGCACGGGGUGCCGCUGUUUCAGUACAUGGGGAAGAACCCACGGCUAAGCGGGGUGUUCAACCAGGCCAUGUUCCACAUGUCAGUCAAGGUCAUCAGCAAGAUGGUCGAGCGCUUCGACGGCUUCGACGGAGUCGGCGUCCUCGUCGACGUCGGCGGGGGGACGGGCGCCGCCCUGGAGAUGAUCACCUCCCGCCACAAGCAUAUAAGGGGCAUCAACUUUGACUUGCCGUACGUCAUCUCGCAGGCGCCGUCUCUCCCAGGUGUGGAAAAUAUAGGUGGUAAUAUGUUUGAGAGUAUACCCACUGGAGAUGCAAUUUUUUUGAAGUGGAUACUCCAUCUACAGAAUGAUGAUGCUUGCAUCAAGAUCCUCAAGAACUGCCACCGUGCUCUUCCAGCCAGCGGUAAGGUGAUCGUCGUGGAAAUCGUCCUGCCGGCCACCACGGAGGCGACUCGUGAGGCGCAGGAUAUGUUCCUUCUAGACGUCAUCAUGUUCAACAACCUUGAGGGUGGAAAGGAGAGGACUGAGCAGGAUUUUGUAAACAUGGCUAGGCUCUCUGGGUUCGAUGGUGCCUUCCGUUCCACCUACAUCUUCGGUAACUUCUGGGCCCUCGAGUUCAACAAGUAGCUGCCAUGGUCAUGCAGACUGCAGCAACUCCGAUAUGGAUAUAUCUACGCCAUGCCUGAAUCGUUGUUUCUAUUAAUCUCUUCUCCUGUAUGUAUUACUUCGACUGUAUCCUUGUUUACAUUAAUGUUGUAUAAGCUGGGCAACAGUACCUAUUUGUAUUCGCGCAAUAUGAUGUGAACUUAUUUGUAUUCUCCUCGGCGUGAGGAAGGACGUUAUAAUAUUUAUGCUUCCUCCUACAA